Clupea harengus (Atlantic herring) is the source of this 6701-nucleotide messenger RNA. RefSeq names its product phosphatidylinositol-3,4,5-trisphosphate-dependent Rac exchange factor 2 (gene prex2). NCBI's taxonomy places the organism in Eukaryota, Metazoa, Chordata, Actinopteri, Clupeiformes, Clupeidae. Gene Ontology annotation, molecular function: protein binding; GTPase activator activity; guanyl-nucleotide exchange factor activity. The record is from RefSeq and is a predicted model, not a curated record. Gene Ontology annotation, cellular component: plasma membrane. Gene Ontology annotation, biological process: G protein-coupled receptor signaling pathway; intracellular signal transduction; regulation of signaling.
UUGGAUUUAGGAAGAAGGUCCAGGGAGUCACAUGGGCACAAGUGUUUGAUGAAUGUUCAAACGACACUGUUGCACAGAGAUUGCUCUCCUCUUUGGUGCUCAUUCAACAUUUUGCAAUUAAUUGCAUUUUUUUUGCGUGAAUGUUUUUUAAUCGAAGGAUUUCAACGCGAUUACGGUGAACUUUUGAUUUACCCUUCAGUUUGGAUCAUGUUGGAAACUUUUGUCCGCUUCAAUUAAAUUAUUCACAAUAUAAUUUAAAACCUCUUUGUGAGAAAGUUGUGAUAACUAUUUGACAAUGACCGAAGAAGGCAAAGCCGAACACCGGGCUGAAAGCGGGAAAGACUUGGAGAAACAGCUCCGUUUGAGAGUUUGUGUUUUAAACGAACUUUUGAAGACUGAGCGCGAUUAUGUUGGAACUCUAGAAUUUCUUUCGGUAUUCCUGCAUCGACUCAAUCAGUAUGCAGCCAUGAAAAUUGACAAGAACAUCACAGAGGAGACAGCCAAGGUGCUGUUUUCCAACCUGGAGCAGAUCCUGUCGGUGCACCGCCACUUCCUGGCCAUGGUGGAGGAGCUGCUGCAGCCGGAGCCUCACGCGCACCAUGAAGUGGGCCGCUGCUUCCUCUACUUUAAGGAAAGGUUCCAGAUUUAUGAGGAGUACUGCGGGAACCAUGAGAAGGCUCAGAGGCUGCUACUGGAACUCAACAAGAUCCGGGCGGUGCGCACGUGCCUCCUGAACUGCAUGUUGCUAGGGGGCAGGAAGAACACAGAGGUCCCCCUGGAAGGCUACCUGGUUUCCCCCAUCUCAAGGAUCUGCAAGUAUCCUCUGCUCCUCAGGGAGCUUCUGAAGAGGACCCCAAAGAAGCACAAUGACUACGCACUGGUGCAGGAGUCCCUGCAGGUGAUGAAGGCCGUGUGCUCCAACAUCAACGAGGCCAAGAGGCAGAUGGAGAAGCUGGAGAUGCUGGAGGAGUGGCAGUCCCACAUCGAGGGCUGGGAGGGUUCUAACGUGACAGACACAUGCACUGAGAUGCUCAUGCAUGGAAUCCUGCUGAAGAUCUCGGCUGGGAACAUUCAGGAGCGCAUCUUCUUCCUGUUCGACAACCUGCUAGUCUACUGCAAGAAGAAGAACAGACGUUUAAAGAACAGCAAGGCGAGCACAGAGGGUCCCCGAUACCUGUUCCGUGGACGGAUUAACACAGAGGUCAUGGAGGUGGAGAACGUGGAUGACGGUACAGCGGACUACCACAGCAGUGGCAACAUCGUCAACAACGGCUGGAAAAUCCACAACACGGCGAAGAACAAGUGGUUCGUGUGCAUGGCCAAGACGCCCGAGGAGAAGCAGGAGUGGCUGGAGGCCAUCUUGAAGGAGCGCGAGAGGAGGAAAACCCUGAGACUGGGGAUGGAGCAGGACACCUGGGUGAUGGUGUCAGAGAAGGGAGAGAAGCUCUAUCAGCACAUGUGCAAACAGGGACACCUCAUCAAGGACCGCAAGCGCAAGCUCACAACCUUCUCCAAGUGCUUCCUGGGAAGUGAAUUUGUGUCCUGGCUGAUGGAGAUCGGGGAGACGGAUAACCCAGAGGAGGGUGUGCACCUGGGCCAGGCUUUACUGGAGAACGGCAUCAUCCACCACGUGACAGACAAACACCAGUUCAAGCCCGAGCCGGUGCUGUACAGGUUCCGCUAUGACGACGGCACGUACCAUCCCAGGAGCGACAUGCAGGAUGUCAUCUCCAAGGGUGUCCGGCUGUUCUGCAGGCUCCAUAGUUUAUUCACUCCGGUGAUCAGAGAUAAGGACUACCAUCUGAGAACAUACAAGUCUGUGGUGAUGGCGAACAAAUUGAUUGACUGGCUCAUCGCACAGGGUGACUGCCGGACCAGGGAGGAAGCCGUGAUUCUGGGGGUGGAACUCUGUGACAAUGGCUUCAUGCACCACGUGCUGGAGAAGAGCGAAUUCAAGGACGAGCCUCUUUUGUUCCGCUUCUUCGCUGACGAGGAGAUGGAGGGCUCCAACACCAAACACAAGCCCAUGAAGCACGACCUGAAAAUAGCCGAGAAUGUCAUCGCCAAGUCCCUGCUGAUAAGGCCUAGUGUUGGAGGUUAUGGCUUCACUCUGGAGGACCGAAACAGAGUGCCCAUCAUCAAGUCUGUGGAGAAGGGCUCACAUGCAGAGAUGGCGGGUCUGGAGGUAGGGAAGAAGAUCUUCGCCAUUAACGGGGACCUGGUUUUCCUGAGGCCCUUCCAGGAAGUGGACAGUCUGCUUAAACAGUGCUUCAACAGCAAGGGUCCCAUCAGGGUGUUGGUCAGCACCAAACCCAGAGAGACGGUGAAGAUCCCUGACUCAGCAGAUGGCCUUGGCUUCCAGAUCCGCGGCUUCGGCCCAUCUGUGGUGCACGCGGUCGGCAGAGGUACUGUGGCGGCCUCGGCAGGUCUACACCCAGGCCAGUGCAUCAUCAAGGUGAACGGCAUCAACGUCAGUAAGGAGAGCCACUCCAGCGUUAUCGCACACGUCACAGCCUGCAGGAAGUACCGCCGGCCCACACAGCAAGACUCCAUAAAGUGGGUGUACCAUAACAGUGAGAGCGGGCAGGAGGACCCCCAGAGGACCAAUCAGAAGCCAGCCACAGAGGAGAACGGAGACGUGUUUGAGUGUAGAGUGGAAGAGGUCAUGGAUAAGUUCAACACCAUCGCUCUCAUUGACGGCAAGAAGGAUCACGUCAGUCUGACGGUGGACAACGUGCACUUGGAGUACGGAGUGGUGUACGACUACGACAGCACGGCCGGGAUCAAGUGCCACGUGCUGGAGAAGAUGGUUGAGCCCAAAGGGUUCUUUAGUCUCACAGCCAAGAUUCUGGAGGCCCUCGCUCGGAACGACGAGCAGCUGGUCCAGACCUGCACGCGCCUGAGCUCCAGCAGCGAGCUCAUCCCCGAGGACCUGCAGGCCAGGUUCAGUGCCAUGUGUGGAGAGAGGCUCGAGCACGUCGGCAGGCGUGUCACCAACUACCGCAAGUUCUCGCGGGUUUUAAAGAACCGCGCCUGGCCCACGUUCAAGCAGGCCAAGACCAAGGUGUCCCCGCUGCACAGCAGUGACUUCUGCCCCACCAACUGCCACAUCAACGUCAUGGAGGUGUCUUACCCCAAGACCACCACUUCACUGGGCAGCGCCUUCGGGGUGCAGCUGGACAGCAGGAAGAACUCCACGCUGGACAGAGGAAGCCGCAAUGCAGAACAAGGCAAACUGGGGCCCAUGGUGUACGCACAGCACACCAUCACCAGCAUGGCUGCACCCUCAGGUCACAGUCUCGGCCGGACGGAGGGGCACGGCCUUCGCUUUCUGCUCCGUGAGGAUGACCUGCUCACGCUGGACUCCUACCAGAAGCUCCUUAGCAAACUCACCACGGUCAUCAAGGAGAUGGAGAGCUACGCUGCCCAGAUUCACGACCUCCUCUCCUCCAUCACGAACCCUACGACCUCCGAGGUGAAGCCGUCGGAGAGCUACAUUUCGACAGAGAACGAAGGGGAGAGGGGUGAGCGCAACGGGAAGAAAGUGUGUUUCAACGUGACGGGGGACGAACAGGAGGAUUCUGGCCAUGACACCAUCAGCAACAGAGACUCUUACAGUGACUGUAACAGCAACAGGAACUCGAUCGCCUCCUUCACCAGCAUAUGCAGUAGCCAUUGCAGCUCGUAUGUGCACAGUGACGAGAUGGACUCAGGGGACGAGAUGCCAGCUAGUGUGUGGAUCUCCCAUGAUAAGCAGAAGAAGCUCCACGGAUUCCUGGAGCAUCUGUUCAGCCAGGUCGAGUCAAUAACCAGCUUGCUGAAAGGAGCUGUUGUUGCCAAGGCCUUUGAGCAGACAAAAUGCUUCACCCCCAACAGAGGGCUACAAGAGUUCCACCAGGAAAUGGAGCCCAGGGUGAACUGCACCAAGCGGCUGCGGCAGCAUGUCAAGCAGGACCCCUGGAACCUGCCCAGCAGUGUCCAAGCCCUCACGCAGACCAUUGCCAAGUUUGUCGAAGAGGUGAAGACUCGGUUGCUGUUGGUCCUGCUGCAGUACACAGACUCAGAGGCCCAGUUGCGGAGGGACAUGGUGUUCAGUCAGAGUCUGGUAGCCUCUGUCUGCUCCUUCUCUGAGCACCUGCUGGCCGUGCUCAACCAGGCCCUGAGCAGCGAGAGCGAGGCCCAGGAGGCCAGUCGCCGUUGGCUGGACCAGAUCGCCACCGCCGGCCUGCUCUUCCACUUCCAGUCCCUGCUCUCCCCAAACCUGACGGAUGAGCAGGCGAUGCUGGAGGACACCCAGGUGGCACUCAUUGACCUGGAGAAGGUCACCUUCUACUUCCGGCAGUUGGAAGGGGAGCCUCUGGUGGCCAACAUGCCCAUCUCAUACCAGGUGGAGGGCACGAGACAGGCCCUGAAGGUCUGGUUCUACCUGGAGGGCUUCUACUUCGAGCAACUGCCCCUAAGGCUCCGGAAUGGGGGAGGGGUCAAGAUCUACCCCGUCCUCUUCACACAAGCUUUGGAGAGCAUGGAGGGUUACUACUACAAGGACAGCGUCUCUGUGGAGGAGUACCAGGCCCAGAUCAACACACAGUCUCUGGAGAAGGUCAAACAGUACUACAAAAGACUGAGGUCUUUUUACCUGGAUAAAUCUAACCUGACCCCCAGCUCUGCACCCAAAGCUGCCUUUAUUGACAAGCUGAUGCGUCCGUUGAACGCUCUGGAGGAGCUGUACCGUCUGAUGGAGAGCUUCAUCUCCACGCGGCGCACGGCUGCGUGUCAGUUCACCCCGUGUGGGGCCUCAGGCGUGGGGCUGCUGUCUGUGGCCUCAGAGCUCUGUUCUCGCCUCGGGGCCUGCCACAUCGUCAUGUGCAACAGCGGCGUACACAGGUGCACACUGAGCGUGACACUGGAGCAGGCCAUCCUCCUGGCCCGUAACCACGGGCUACCACCACGCUGCAUCAUGCAGGCCACCGACGUCAUGAGGAAACAGGGAGCCAGAGUGCAGAACUCCGCCAAGAACUUGGGAGUGAGAGACCGCACCCCGUCCUCUGUGCCAAGAUUGUAUAAGCUUUGCCAGCCACCGCCCCCAGAUGGUGACCCAUGAACUCUCCUGCAUCCUGUGCAGAGCUGAGUUUUGUCCUGCCCCAUACAGUCACAUACCUCUCUCCUCUCUCUCUCUCCUCUUUCUAUCUCACUCCUUCCCCUCUUUUCCACCCUCUCAGUCCUCUCUCCUUCCACUUUCUCUUUUUCUCUCUCUCUCUCUCUCUUUCCACUCUUCCUUCCCCUCUCUCUCUACCUGGAGUCUGCCCCCAGUCGCUCUCCAGUGUAAAUAGUGACAUGUUAUGCUCUGUCAAUGACGUGUGUUGAAGUUCUGUACGUGUACGCUGUCUUUGUUAAGCUACAUUGCAGUGCAUCUCUAUUUUUUUGCAUCUCUAAUUUUCAUACAGAAACCUACACUGCAUCUAUUCAUGAGGAUCAUGUAGCCAUAAUAACAGCUGUGAAAGCCUGAAAUGAUUUCUGUAUGAGUAUGCUGAAGACCUGUAGCAGUCUCUGUUGAAUGGAGAGGGUCCUCCCUCCUCUGUGUGUAGAGGUGGCUGUCACUGUGCCUGUGAAGAGCUCCCAGUCAGAAGUGCCUCUCUGCUGAAGCAUCAUUCAGUUGUCAGCACGUGAUUUUUUGUUUGUUUGUUUUUCCGCUAAAAGACCUUGCCGUGGUGUGUCAGCAAUAACUUCACUGACUGAGUAGAUGCUGAUUUCAAAUGAAAAAUGAAUGUUUGUGAAAGAUGUUUCAGUCAGAUGUCAUAAUGUGCCUUGGAUUUUUCUUUUACCUAUGUCUCAGAGCUAGGUUUUGCUUGCUUACCUACCAUAUAUAUUUUUAUACAUCGUUUGAGACGUGAAGUAACAUAACGUUAUAUUAAGCUAUGUAUGUCAACUGUGUAAGGCUUGAGGAAGGAUGAGCUGUCGAAUGAUUCCAGAGAAGUGGGCAGAUGAGGAAUUGCCAAGCGUAUGAUCUUUGCGUGUGAGUGAAGUUUUCAAUUAGUUAGACCGAUGAAGAAAAAAAAGAUGUUGAAGGGAUACAUGUCAUCAGUGUUAUAACUCUUUUCAGUGUCAAUGUCAAGCUCAUGUAAGUAGAUUUUAUAUAGAAAUAUAACUAUACACAUAUCGUAUAAAGUAAAGACAUACAAUCAGUACUCAGGAGAAUCACAGUUCUACUAUAUUUAGGUAUUACUUGAGUGUUACUAAGCAUCAUGAAGGAAGUCAUUUAUUUCUAUGCAACUGUAGACAAUAAAAUCCAAUCUGGAUGCAUGGGCUACUAUGAAUCAUGAAACUAUUCCGUAUCCUAUUGUAUCCUAUAUUCUGAAGUUCUCUGAAGACUUUUCUUGUCUUUUUUUAACAUUGUGUCAUGAAGAUAUCUAUUGCAAGUAGCAGCCUCUAAUUUGUGUUCAAGAGCAAACACGUUAAAACAGCGAAUAAUGUAAAGAUGUCACUGUACAAAUAUACAACUCAUAGCUGAAUUUUGACUGAAAAUGACAGUAAUUUUUUUUUUAUUUAUUAGAUUUACUCACUAUAAAACAUAUCCUAUUCCAGACGUAUUCCUUUUUUCUCUGCUUGAAGCCUAUGAAAUGUUCAUUUUUUGCCAUGUGCUUUUUUGAAGUAAACUGUUCUAUACUGUAGUUAUUAAUUUCAAUAAAUUGGUCUAUAGGAAA